Molecule: messenger RNA, 3051 nt
Organism: Amorphotheca resinae ATCC 22711
Lineage: Eukaryota; Fungi; Ascomycota; Leotiomycetes; Helotiales; Amorphothecaceae
Product: glycoside hydrolase family 47 protein
Exons: 3
Coding region: 1-3051 (1016 amino acids)
Biological process (GO): N-glycan processing; carbohydrate metabolic process
Cellular component (GO): Golgi membrane; endoplasmic reticulum
Molecular function (GO): calcium ion binding; mannosyl-oligosaccharide 1,2-alpha-mannosidase activity
Source: RefSeq, a predicted model, not a curated record
AUGUUACCCGCGAUCCGAUUCCGACGAUAUCGAGUCUUCCUCGUACUCGCCGCUAUUAUUACAAUACUGCUAGUUCGCUUUUCACAUACGAGGAACGGGGAUCUACAUGCGCAGAUUGAGGGCUUGGAUUUCUCUUCGCCGCCCAAGAACGAUGGUCCUGGAGGAUCAGCCCCUCCCGAAGUAACUCGUCCAGAGGCAUCUGGUGAGGAAUCAAAGGAGGCUAAAGACCGGCCCUCGCCCCCCGUGAAAAUAGAAGGGGACAAGCCCUCCCCAGCUAUACCAAGCCCACCGACUGCAGUUCAGUCUGUACCCGAUGUUGUCCUACCCGAUAGAAAGAUUGCAUCCCCAGCCGAAGUUCCAUUGGGUAAUGAAGUGAGCGAGGAUGGUAUCCACGCAGUUGGUCCGCCUGGCAGGCAGGAAUUCCCCACCUUUACUGCUGUCCCUACCACCAUACAUUGGGAGAAACAGGUGGAACAUUUCCCUGUUCCUACAGAAUCUAUUAUCGGAUUACCAACAGGCCUUCCAGCCACCAUACCGAAGAUUCAGCAUGCCUUCAACGAUGAAACGCCAGAUGCUAAGAUCAACCGGGAAACGAGGCAAUUGAGAGUGAGGGAGGAGUUCAGCAAGGCAUGGUCGGGAUAUAAGGAGCACGCAUGGCUCCAUGACGAACUGGCCCCCGUCUCAGGAAAGCUACGCGACCCGUUUUGCGGCUGGGCGGCCACUCUUGUCGAUUCUCUGGACGCACUGUACAUAAUGGGACUCCAUGAAGACUUUGAGGAGGCCGUCAGGGCAGUCAACGAGAUAGAUUUUACGACUAGCCCCCGAGCUGAUAUUCCAGUGUUCGAGACGACUAUAAGAUAUUUGGGCGGCCUUUUAUCAGCCUACGAUGUCAGUGGGGGGAAGUACAGGAGUUUGUUGAGCAAAGCGGAGGAAUUGGCCGAAAUCUUGAUGGGGGCGUUCGACACCCCGAACAGGAUGCCCGUCCUUUUCUAUAGGUGGAAACCAACAUUCGCAUCUCAACCGCAUCGGGCGAGUCAAAGGUCUAACCUGGCGGAACUUGGGUCACUGUCAAUGGAAUUCACAAGGUUGGCUCAAUUGACGAAGAACCCCCGCUAUUACGAUGCUGUGGCUCGAGUCACGAAUGCUCUAGAAGAAUUUCAAGAUCGCACAAAGCUCAGAGGCGUCUUCCCUGAGAAUGUGGACGCUUCAGGCUGUAACCGCACAGUCCCUCUUAGCAAGCACGAGCCUGUUUCGAACCAAGGCUCGGCGAAGAGUCCAGGGGAAGCUACAGAGCAACCAGAAGGAUACCAACCCAGCAUGCCUAAGACAGUGGCAGAACCUAGGCCUAUUAAAAAGGGUGGGAAGAAUGAAAAUGCACCUAGUCUGGAGCUACAGAUAUUGCCUGGCGAACCGAGUAAGGCUAAGAUCCUUGGAUGGGGCGAUAAUGAGAAGCCGAAGAAUUCGAAGAGGGACUCGAUGAAAUCCGAAGCCGCAGUGAUCACUUUAGAGAAAAAUUCGAAGGAACCAGAGGGAGGGGAAACUUCGAACACGGCACUUCCGACAGAUCCUAAGACCGGGUUGCCACUUGAUCUAUCUGGAGCAAAAUCGCGGAUCGGCCAAUCCCUAGGUGAUUGGGACUGCACUCCCCAAGGUUUGGAAUCCUCAAAACCCUCUGGGUCUGAUAGAUUUUCAAUGGGAGGUGGACAGGACUCUACCUAUGAGUAUUUCCCCAAGCAAUAUCUUCUUUUGGGUGGUCGAGAAGAUAAGUAUCGCCAAAUGUACCUUAAAACCAUCGAAGCGGUCCGGAAAUGGAUGCUUUACCGGCCCAUGAUCCCAGGGAAUCACGAUAUCUUACUCUCGGGUAAAGUCACAACUGCAGGUAAUCCUGAGGUCGACCUUGAAUUCAGUGCUGAGGUAGAGCAUCUCACAUGCUUUAUUGGUGGUAUGGUUGGCAUGGGAGCAAAGAUAUUCGACAUCAAGAGCGACCUAGAGCUUGCGAAGAAACUGACUGAUGGUUGCGUCUGGGCUUAUGGAUCAAUGCCUUCUGGGAUUAUGGCUGAAAGUGCUAUAGUGUUACCCUGUGAGAACGCCGAGUCCUGUGCCUGGAAUGAGACGGCGUAUUUUGAGUACCUCGAUCCUAAGGCCGACGAGAGGGAUCAAAUGGUUGAAGAGUACCUUGCCAACAAAGCAGCUCUCGAAGCAGAACGGGAAGCCAAGAAAGCCGCUACAGCAAAGGCCGAAGUAGAAACGACAAACGUUGAAACGACAGCUAAUCAGUCUCCCGCGGGCAGUGAUCCACAAGACAAAAAAGUGUCUUCAAAUAGCCACAUAUCUAAAUCGACAUCAAAUGAUGCCCCCCGCCAGCUUUCGAACACCACAGUCGCUUCACUAAGGAAGCGCCAAAGUUCUCCAAAAAAUGAUCUGCCUCAACCCGUUACCCAUAAUUUCAAGAAUGAUUUCACGAAGGAGGCCCAGAACCCCAAAAAAGGACCCGGUGAAUCCAAGGUCUCUGAUGAUACUGAAGUGGUCGCUGAGCAUUAUGAAGGGAAGUUCCAAUCUACUGAGGCAGAGCUCCGAAGUAUGGAAGUUGGACGGCAAACAGAAGUCCCACCCCCAACGGCACAAUCCAAACCGGUUGAAGAUCUACCAGAUCCAGCGCGACCACUCUCGCACAAGGAGUUUGUUGCUGCUCGGAUUGAGCAAGGAGGAUUGCUUCCCGGAUAUGUGAAUAUUCGGUCAAAGAAAUAUAUCCUUAGACCCGAGGCAAUCGAGUCCGUCUGGUAUAUGUACCGCAUCACGGGGGACCCAUCAUGGCAAGAUAAGGGGUGGAAAAUGUUUGAAGCAAUUCUCAACGCGACAUCUGCGAAGUAUGGGCAUUCGGCCAUCUACGAUGUCACGCAAACCGAGAGCCUCCAAUCUGAUGAGAUGGAGAGCUUCUGGCUGGCCGAGACGCUGAAAUAUUUCUACCUCUUGUUCUCAACCCCCGACACAAUCAGCCUGGACGAGUGGGUGCUUAACACCGAGGCGCACCCCUUCAAGCGAGAUUGGUGA